Messenger RNA from Melitaea cinxia (Glanville fritillary), 1786 nucleotides. RefSeq names its product transmembrane protein 134. The coding region runs from base 96 to 590 and encodes 164 amino acids. NCBI's taxonomy places the organism in Eukaryota, Metazoa, Arthropoda, Insecta, Lepidoptera, Nymphalidae. The record is from RefSeq and is a predicted model, not a curated record. The transcript has 2 exons.
AUGAUAAAUUGACAGCUGUGUUUUGUCUUUGUGCUUAACGUACAACAUUGUUAUGUUGUUUACACCUCCAGCUCGCUAGAAAAAAUUAUUUCAAAAUGACUAGACCAUUCGGUAAUAGUGACAAACGAUUUUCAAUCGACGACGCCUUCGAAGAAGAGACAGAUGAAGCAAUAAAAGUAUACGGCGCAACGGGUGAUAGAUCACCUUUGCAAAAUAAAUUUAAGAACGGAGGCGAUUAUCUAUCUAAUAAAUCAUACAAAUGUACAGAAGACACAACAUCAAGGGACUCAGAUUCUCUCAUUCACGAAUAUGUCGAAGCGACACAAUCUCUCUACUGUUGGAAUCAUCCCAAAGUAAGAGAAAAUUGGAAGACCGUCUGUGCAGCUGUCAUACUCCUGCUAGUUGGAGUUGGACUCCUUGGCAUGGGCGCGUUCGCUGUCGCCGAACCCGAAAACGGCUUACAGGGUGCAGUUUUCUUUGUAGCUGGAUUGAUAUGCUUCGUACCAGGAGCUUACCACGUCGUCUACAUUUGGCUCGCCGCUCGAGGACAACGAGGUUACGAUUUUUACCACCUACCUUUAUUCACUUGAGUUACAUGGGCUUUUAAAACUUUGGCAUUAAGUUUAAUUUUAAGCUUAGGAAAUCUCCAAUUGGUGUGAUAAAUUACUGAAAUGAAUUAAUGAACUGUUUGCUCUCUAAACAUUCAGCUGCCUAAAUUAGUUUUUGUUUUUUAUUUCCAAAAAAUAAAUACAAUAUUCUAAAGUUGUCAACAUUAUUUUUACCAUAUAAAUGUGAAUCAUUUUAUCCUAUCUUCUUCGAUAGGAUAAAACUAUUCAUUGAUUUAUGUCUAUAAAUAAAUAAAAUUUUAAUUUUUCAUCGGCUGAAAUAUAAUACUAUACUAGGAACUGAUUUGAUAAAUUUAUUGAGAAGCUCUAAUUUAUAGCUUCUCAGUAACUUAUUAUCUUUAAAAUUUAGAGUAAUUUUAAAAUAAAUUUCCUGUAAAAGAUUGAAACUUAAAUUAUAAUCUCAUUUAGGACCAGUUCCUCCAGUUGUGGAUAAAGUUUAUCCUGCAAAUAGGUUACGAAUAGACUCUAACAGCAGUAGGUAAAAUAGGCCAAUAUAUUGGGACUUCUUUUGCCUUAAUUAACAAAUCAUAACUUUUUAAUUCAUAUUUGCAACUAGAAAUAUCACAUAAGUGAAUUAUAUAAGUGAAAUUUGAUGGUAAAAAAGAAUAAUAUAUGAAAAAAACUUUUAUCUUUCGGAUAAAAUAAUCCAUCAAAUAGCAUUAUCCACAACUGGCGAAACAGGUCCUUAAUAUCAUAAAAAUUUCAAAUAAUUUAUAAUUAAUUUGAUACAAAAAAUUUUAAAUUUGUACAAAAAUAAUAUUUAAUAGUAUUUGAAAAAUUAUUUCCAAUCUAUCAAGUGCCUACUUAUAUUUGUAGAUAUUAAUCAAAUAAUUUGCUUACUAAAAAAUACAAUUUAGGCAACUGGCAUAAUAUUCAAUUAGGUUUAUAAUAAUAAAUAAAUAAUAUGUAAUUUAGGUUUUAGUUUUCUGUGGAAGUCAUUGUGUAUUUUAUAUAAAAAAAAAUUGUUCCUAAUAAUUUUUUGUACAUCAAUAACAUCAUCAAAGUAUUUACAGAUAUUUUGUUAUAUUUUAUUCAAUAUAAAUAAAUUCUAAUCAUGGUUAUAUAAUGACACUAAAUAUGAAUUGAUAAAAGAACAGCAUUCUUAUCAAUGGAAUGAUAGUGAAUAUUAUAAAUAAAUAAAGCAUAACUGAUAAGCUGUU